This is a messenger RNA of Oncorhynchus gorbuscha (pink salmon), 1148 nucleotides long. RefSeq names its product proteasome activator complex subunit 2-like. Gene Ontology annotation, biological process: regulation of G1/S transition of mitotic cell cycle; positive regulation of endopeptidase activity; regulation of proteasomal protein catabolic process. Gene Ontology annotation, cellular component: nucleoplasm; cytoplasm; proteasome activator complex. Gene Ontology annotation, molecular function: endopeptidase activator activity. The transcript is spliced from 11 exons. The coding region runs from base 108 to 845 and encodes 245 amino acids. NCBI's taxonomy places the organism in Eukaryota, Metazoa, Chordata, Actinopteri, Salmoniformes, Salmonidae. The record is from RefSeq and is a predicted model, not a curated record.
UGAAUAUAAUCCUUUGAAAUCGAAAGUAGGAAAGUUUGAGGAAAUAGAGACGUGUCCAAUGACGGACCUUUUACUUUAUUAAACAAUACGCGCAACCGUUCGCUCAAAUGUCGAAAUCGUCUGUAAUGAAAAUAAAACGCGUGAACGCAGUAAAGGUGGAGAACUUCCACCAGUCUCUGUAUCAACAGGCAGAUAAUCUGUUUUCCAACUACAUCCCAUUGAAGAUCUCUCAGCUGGACAACCUGCUGAAGGAGGAUGAUCUCAACCUCCCAGACCUGUCCACUCUCCAAGCCCCUCUAAACAUCCCCAUACCAGACCCUCCCACUGCGGAGGAUGAGGAAAUGGAGACGGACAAGAAUGAUGACGAGAAGAAGAAGAAGAAGAAAGCUCCAAGCUGUGGCCUUAUCAAAGGGAAUGAGAAGAUUGUGAAGCUGCUGGACAGAGUGAAACCAGAGAUCCUAUCACUGAGAGAGACCAUCAUUACAGUGUCCUGCUGGAUUCAGCAUCUCAUCCCCGAAAUAGAGGAUGGGAACGACUUUGGCGUUGCAAUCCAGGAGAAAAUCUUGGAGAGAAUCGCUGCAGUGAAGACAAAGGUGGACGGCUUCCACACCAACAUUAACAAGUACUUUUCAGAGAGGGGUGAUGCAGUGGCUAAAGCCUCCAAGUCAACUCAUGUGAUGGACUACCGCUCACUGGUCCAUGAGAAGGAUGAGGCUGUCUACUCUGACAUCAGAGUCAUCCUCCUGGACAUCCGUGGCUUCUAUGUGGAACUGUAUGACAUCAUCAGCAAGAACCUGGAAAAAGUGACCAAUCCGAAAGGAGAAGAGAAGCCCUCAAUGUACUGAGAUGCAUGAGGAGGAGGAGGAAGUAGCCUGGUUCCAGAUUUCGUUGUACUCUAUCCUGAUCCUAUUGCUGUCCUUGUCAAGCAACAUGACAAGGAUUUGGCAUGUUAGCACAAACAGGCUGGCGCCCAGGUGAGGGGAAUGAGAGAAUAGUGGGGUUGAAUUCAUUUCAACCAUGUGAUAUUUUCCAGGUGUAUACCAAUCAACACUCAAUCAGUGCUGUUUCUAUUUGUACAUCAGUGUCCAGAUUAGCCUGUUGGUUUUUUUUUUCAUGCUAAUAAACUCAUCUUAAUAUUAAACACUGAA